AUGGAGCCUAGACUUCACUUUUCAGAUCCAUCUUGGUCUAAAACAUCAAGAACCCUUCUUGCAUUACUAGGAAUUCUUGGAAUCUUCUGUGUAGUUGGCGUAGUUUCCUAUUGCCAGCAGCCAUCACUGUCUGCAUCUGCAAUGAAGCAAUUUCAGUUUGAAGAGCAAGAGUUCAAUGAUUACGUCGAAAAAUUCAAUAAAGCUUACUCUGAUGAAGAAUAUGCAAAACGCUUUUAUAUAUACAGAAGCAAUCUGAAAUUGGCAUCAUUUCACAAAAUUUAGCCUUAUUAAACAUUUUCACCUAUAAAAUAUACUGCUAUAUUUAAUUGAUUAAAGGUUAACUUUUUCAUUGAAUAUGAUUUCUGCUUAAAAAAAUAUUUAAAUUUUUCCAUUGAUAAUAAUUAUAAUAUUUUCACCCAAAAUGCAGCUUAUAUUCGACUUCACAACUCUCUCAAUAAAUCUUGGACCUUAGGCUACAAUGACUUCACAGAUCUAUCCCCAGAAGAGUUCAAGGCAAUAUAUUUACUCCCCCUCAAUUAGCAAGCAAAUAAUUUGCUUACUCACGGAGGGGUGCUUUAUAUUAAUUUUACUUUGAAAAUUAAAAUAACCCCCUAUUCCAACAAUUUAAAAUGCGCUGUUAAAAUUUAUAUCACUUAUAUAUAAAAAAUUUUUUUUAUAUUAUAAAAUUUUUACUUGCUCAUAUAUAUUUUUCCAAUGGCUUUGCUAGAUAAAUAAGGAGGGGAAUUAGUUAAUUAUAAAGCUAUCAAGCUCUCUGGAAAAUCAACAUGGUUUGAUACUUCUUUAAAGAUUCCACAAAGCAUUGAUUGGAGGUCUGCAGGCGCCGUCACACCUGUUGGAAACCAAGGAACUUGCACAGCAGGCUGGGCAUUUGCAACAACAGGAGCUAUUGAAGGCUUAUGGAAAAUUUCAGGAAAUCCUAUAGUAUCCCUCUCAGAAGAACAAUUAGUAUCAUGCUCCUACUCUUAUGGCAAUCAUGGAUGCAAUGGUGGAAUCCCAGAUUUUGCAUAUGAAUAUGUCAUAGGAAACGAAGGAAUUGCCAGCGAUAAAAUUUACCCUUGGACAUCAGCAAAUUCAACUGUAAGCAACUGCAUACCAACUUUAGCAAGCAACGUGGCAGUUAAAAUAGCAAGCUAUAAUAAUGUUGCACCAGUAGAUGAUCCGGCAGCCUUAAUGGCAGCCAUAACACAGCAACCUAUUGCAGUUGGAGUCGAAGCUGAUCAGUAUGUAUGGCAAUACUAUAAGACAGGAAUCAUUAGCAAUAACUGUGGAACCAAUAUCAAUCAUUAUGCAUUAGUAGUUGGGUACAAUACCACAGGCUCUGUACCCUAUUAUAUCGUCAAGAAUUCCUGGGGAAGUGGCUGGGGUAUGAGCGGAUACCUAAAUAUCGCAAUUGCAAGCAGCACUGGGGUUUGUGGCAUCCAAAUGGUGGCUUCUUAUCCUACUCUAUAA
Blepharisma stoltei is the source of this 1470-nucleotide messenger RNA. The record is from the annotation of a GenBank genome assembly. Lineage: Eukaryota; Ciliophora; Heterotrichea; Heterotrichida; Blepharismidae.